AUGUCUCACCCUCCACACGCGCUCGCACCCCGCACCGUCGACGUCGACUCUCCCAGCCCCGCUCACUCGUUCUUCUCUCUCGCCGACACGCUCAUUAUGCCGCCUAUGGCAAUGGAACACCGCCAGGUGAGCGUGUUCAUAUUCGUACUCAACUACGUGUCCAAUAAGGUGGAUCAUCUGGCGCAGACCUUGCACCAGAUUAUGCGGGGUCCGUAUAUGGAUAUGGAGGUCGCACUAGUAUGUGAGGCCAUCCAGAACGGCCUUGGAGGUCGCAUCAAGGUGAAGAAGAACAACGGCGGGAGCCUUACGUUCCCCCAUGGCCGCUGUAGGUUCUUACAUAGGACGACCGUGAGUUGGGGCUGGCACCCGGAUCAUGGCGGCGGUGGCAAGGGAAAGGGCAAGAAAAGGUCCGCGAAGGGGAAGGAUUUCCGAUCAGACGUAGUGGCCGCGUUGGGUCGCAAACUCAUCGAGGCGCUUGGCCUGGACAACGUCCAAGGCGGGUUCAACCUCCAGAAGUGGAACCGAAUCUGCGCUCGCAACUGGUACGCGCGGGCGGGCCGGGAGACGCGUCUCCGAGAAAAGCGGGAUGUGAUCGACCCGCACGUCAUCCAGGCACUGUGGGGGUGGCUGUGCCCGAGGAAUACCUCCGCGCAGUCCCCGGCCUUCCGCUCACUCGGCUAUCCGGCCUGCGCGGCGAGCGUGAGGGCUCUCCCUCGACCCCUGCGUCCUUGCAACGUUGCUCCAUUGUCUACGACUCACAUCCACUCGUCGUCCCUCGACACGCUAGCGCGCCUCCGCCGACUCCUAUGCAUCGUGUCCUCGCGCGCGUCCUCCGGGCACGUUGUCCAUCGCGCCUCGCGCGCCAUCGCGCCUCGCACGCCCAUCGCGCCUCGCACGCCCAUCGCGAUCCGCCCGCGUUCACCCCAGGAUCGAUACGGCAGCCUCCGCGUGGAGACGAAACGCAUCUGGACGCGCCGCGCGUUCCCGUUCGCCCUCGAUCUUGCCUUUUCUACGCUCGUCAUCCUCCUCGGUCUCGUCUAA
Epithele typhae is the source of this 1041-nucleotide messenger RNA. RefSeq lists its product as uncharacterized. The record is from RefSeq and is a predicted model, not a curated record. The coding region runs from base 1 to 1041 and encodes 346 amino acids. The transcript has 6 exons. Lineage: Eukaryota; Fungi; Basidiomycota; Agaricomycetes; Polyporales; Epitheliaceae.